Colletotrichum phormii is the source of this 637-nucleotide messenger RNA. RefSeq lists its product as uncharacterized. The record is from RefSeq and is a predicted model, not a curated record. The coding region runs from base 327 to 551 and encodes 74 amino acids. The transcript is spliced from 2 exons. NCBI's taxonomy places the organism in Eukaryota, Fungi, Ascomycota, Sordariomycetes, Glomerellales, Glomerellaceae.
CCGCCGCUAACUGGUUGCCGACAACCGCAGACUCCAAAAAUCCAUGACUUUUCCCAGGGUGGGUUCACGAUCUGGAAGACGGACAUUUCUCGAUGCCGGAGGAAAUCGGAGGUGACUCCAAGAGUCCAAUGGCUGGCGGUACAUGGGAAGCUAGCUAGGGGACGGGAUUUCUAUCGUGUUUUAACUUUUGACAUCCGGUUGUAGUAGAGCUGCCACGUAUUUGUCGCAGGACACCUAACCCGCCCGUCUUAGAGUUGUCCCUAAUAUUGUCCCGCAGGAUGCCAUGGUGCAUGUCUAAUUCCGGCGGUCUGUCUGACUAGACAUGUAUGAGGACACACGGGGGGUUGGGACGUCUUCGAGGAUUGGGCGAGUUCCUUGCUAUUGUCAGCACGAGCUUUGCUUGCCAUCUUGCACAAACUACUGCGGCUGUCCACACUUGUCUCUCUCUCUGUCACCCGUUACCAAGUGAGAUGAGCAGUCCGUACGGAGUACAGCAAGCAUUGAGAAUCGUACCAGCCCUAGCCCCUGACGAUGAAUGCCUCGAUGGUUGAAACAGCGGGAAGGGGACUGAAGGGGACAAGACGAGAGGCUCGUGGGAGUCGGGACAAAAGGGUGGGGGACCGUGCACCGCGGGAGC